Molecule: messenger RNA, 933 nt
Organism: Folsomia candida
Lineage: Eukaryota; Metazoa; Arthropoda; Collembola; Entomobryomorpha; Isotomidae
Exons: 2
Coding region: 165-869 (234 amino acids)
Source: RefSeq, a predicted model, not a curated record
UUUCUCUCUGUAUUCGCUUAUUUCAGAAAAAUUAGUUGAUAUUCACGCUUGCAAAACACUUUUAAUUAUUUACUUAGCUAUACAUAAGUAUUUGUAGGUACUCGGAAUAUUUGUAUGUUUUAAAAUGUCAACUUUUACAGUGCUUUCACUAAUCGUACUUUCGAAUGGGCUACUUCUCCUCUGCCCAGCGGCAACAAACGCAAUUCAUAAACUUUUGGCUUUCCUCAACCUGUACGGGAGACGCAUUCGCGAGUGCUACGAAUGAUGCAAAUUUCACUCUACCUUUGCCAGACUUAACCUAUGUAUACUCAAGAGUUAAUGGAUUAUGGGAAAUUAAAUUUUGCAAAAAUGUCGGACCCUGUGACACUAUUUAUACCGAGUACGGAGCUAAUGAUGUCUGCUUGCCAAGAAUUGUUGGGAUAGGAAAUACCAGGUUACACGUGAAACGGUUCGGUGAUGCUGACCAGAUUGAGAAACGUAUAACUUUCUUUGACCAACCGUACUUUGGAGGCUUAUCUUUCUUCGUGGAUAAGGUCGGGGCUAAUUUUACCCUUCCCAGCCCAAUCAGAUCCUACUUCUUUACUGGAGUCAACACCUGGGAACAUAAAACGGCGAAGGAUGCCCCAGAUGGAAACUGUGUCCGUUAUGCACCUAGCGUGGGUGAGAAAGGGUACGGGUUUACCCUUGAAGCUUCAGUGCAUCAUGUUGUAGGGGCUGUAAAAUACGGCUGUACGGGAGAAACAGUUCCGACGACAAGGACAACCGUGACCCCGACUUCGACCACAAGCUCGGGAACUAUGAGUAGAUUUGAUUAUUGGUUUUCGACUAAUUUAAUUUUCGCAUUAGUAUACAGAUUCAGAUUGCGGUAACAAAUUCUAACUUGAUAUAUACUUGGGAGUUACGAAUGUUAAAAUAAAUUUGAAUUAUAAUGUA